This is a messenger RNA of Alternaria burnsii, 2886 nucleotides long. Its product is annotated as woronin body major protein. Gene Ontology annotation, molecular function: dioxygenase activity. The record is from RefSeq and is a predicted model, not a curated record. NCBI's taxonomy places the organism in Eukaryota, Fungi, Ascomycota, Dothideomycetes, Pleosporales, Pleosporaceae. Bases 1 to 2886 code for a protein of 961 amino acids. The transcript has 6 exons.
AUGCGGACAGCCGUUGAGAACCACGGUUCACAUGCGUCGAGCUUGCAAGCGACCGGACAACUCACCCAGUCCGCGUCGAUGGUCAUCGGCUGGACCGCGAUCGAUGAGCAGUUUUGCACCCAUGCUUUUCAGGCUGCGGCAUCCAAGAGCUCUGGCCAAUGGCGACGCGAGGCGACCCGACUAAUAUUAGGAGGCUGGGGAAAGGCUUGGAGCUAUCAACAGCUGGCCGCGCGCGACAUGGAUAAGGUUCCGAUCCCCUUCAGUGUCUUCCCGUCUGCGUAUCGGAACGCGGAAUUUAAGGAAACUACCAGCGUAAAGGUAGAAGAACAGGAAGCACAGUUUGAGCAACAGGCUUCACACGGACGGGAAGGUCACGAAGAAACCCACGAAUCCUUCUCCGCCACCGUCCUACCUCCUCCCCAACCUCAGCAGCAACCGCAGCAGCACGACACUCACGUCAAGGAAGAGGUCCACAUCUACGAAGAGGAGCGUCUUCGUCGUCCCCAGCCUCCCCAGCAGCAGUUCCAGCAGGCUCCCCAGCCCCAGCAAUUCCACGCUCAGCAGCCCCCUCAGCACCGUGAGGAGCUACAUAUCCACGAGCAGACUCGCUACCGCCAGCCUCAACAGCAGUCCCAGCCGCAAUUCCAGCAGCCCCAGCCUCACUCUCAGCACGUUCAUCGUACUGACCGCGUAGAGUUUGAGCGAUCCCACGACCGCUCUUCCUUGCCCAACCCAAAGCUGACCUUCCUUUCUUCCUUCAGCUACCAACCUCACCCCCAACCUCCUACCUCUACCCACUCCCACGUCGAGGUUCAGGACAGAACCUACGAUAGACACUUCAAUACAGUCCACGGCCCUGCCACCGACUACGCUCCAUCUCAAAUCGACGUUACUGAACGUCAGAUCCGCGAACGUACUCGUCCCAUCGUCGCCGGUGCAAGCUACUCAAAGGAGACUUACACCACCAAGCACGAUACCUUCCCCAGCAGCAAGCACGUCGAGAGUGUCGCCAGCCACCAGCCAUCUGAGGUCCGAGUAGAAACAUCUGCUCGUUCCACUGCUGCACCCCCCAAGAAGUUCAAGCGUGAUAUGGGAUAUUACGACAACGAGGGCCAAUACCACUCGCUUCGUCAAGGAAUCUCUCACGCCGCUCACAAGGUCGCCGACCGCAUCCAACACCCCAUCCACCCUCACCGCCACCACCACUCUCACGAGCACUCUUUCCCUGGUGCCAAGUACGACGACGACCGUGAAGAGGUAAUCGUCAAGGAGAAGUACACUUCAGCUACUCCUUCUGUUGCCCCUAGCCGCCCCGUCCAAUCCGGAGCUCCUGUUGAGAGAGUCGUUCGCGUCCACUCCAACCCCUCUCCCCCCAGGUCCACAGUUUCUGCUGCUGCACCUGCCCCUGCCCCUGCUCCCGUCUCCGCUUCUAUCGCACCUGCACCAGCUUCCGCUCGUACAGUCCGCAAGAUGGCUUCCUCCAAGACUAUCACCAUCCCCUGCCACCACAUCCGCAUCGGCGAUCUCCUGAUCCUCCAGGGCCGCCCUUGCCAGGUCAUCCGCAUCACCACCUCCUCCCAGACUGGCCAGCACCGUUACCUUGGUGUUGACCUGUUCACCAAGCAGCUCCAUGAGGAGUCUUCCUUCAUCUCCAACCCGGCCCCCUCCGUCGUUGUUCAGAACAUGCUCGGUCCUGUCUUCAAGCAGUACCGUGUUCUCGACAUCCGUGAGGACGGUCGCGUUGUCGCCAUGACCGAGUCUGGUGAUGUCAAGCAGGGCCUUCCCGUCCUUGACCAGAGCGGUCUCAUCUCCCGCCUGACAGAGUCUUUCGACAACGGCCGUGGCAGCGUCCGCAUCCUCGUCAUCGAUGACGAUGGUUUCUUCUACCUCGACGUACGCACACGCAACAGCGACACGAAUCAUGGAACUACCAUCGAUGGCGAUGCGUUACUCGGAGACGUGGACAAAUUGUUCAAUGUGAUGCAAGACUUUUAUGAUCUCGACGUCACAGAGAAGAUCAAGUACGAUUUCAAAGACCAGGGCAGUUAUUUUGGUUACAAAGGAUAUGGCGAAGGCAUCGUUGACAAGCAAGGGACGAAAGAUAGGAAUGAGUUUUACAAUAUCUCCAAGGACGAUGUCCUUGGUCUCACUGACCCUCUCCCCUCCCCAGCGGUCCUAAAUCCACAUCGUGGCCUGUAUAAGUCGUACAUCACCUCCUCACACGCGAUCUGUAUGCUUGUGACGUCUCUGCUAUCUUCCCGGCUCUCUCUAAAAGAGAAUACUCGUGGAGCGGGUGGUCUGCCUGCCAUCCAUCGCUUGAAUGCAGCAUCAGGGGACCAGAUUCGUUUCGUCAAAGCACUACCACAAGAGCAAUCGCUCAAGGGCGUGGCGUUAGGUGAACAUACAGAUUUUGGCAGCGUAACAGUGCUGUUCAAUCGUUUGGGUGGCCUGCAGGUCAGGCUGCCUGAACACAUAUCGCCACUUGAGCCGAUGUCCGCGUCUCCUCCGCCUACCGACGUCGAGAAGAAGCUGUGCGAAGAUGGCUGGACGUAUGUUCGUCCUUUACCUGGACAUUGCAUCGUCAAUCUUGGGGAUGCGCUUGUCAAGUUCUCUGAUGGUGCGCUGAGAAGUAACAUCCAUCGCGUUGUCGCUCCGCCAGGUGAACAGGGCAGUGUUACGAGGUACAGCCUUGUGUACUUUUGCCGGCCCGAGGAUGACGUCUUAUUGAAGAGUUUAGUAGAGGGCGGGUCAAAGGAUGCAGAAGAGCAAGUUACAGCAAAAGAUUGGAUUCUUCGCAGGGCGUUAGGACGGAGGAAGGCAGAUGGAUGGGACAAGAGUAGUGGCACAGAGAGUGUGAGUAUGAGGAGUGGUGAGAUGAGGUCGUGA